This is a messenger RNA of Pseudomyrmex gracilis, 1417 nucleotides long. Its product is annotated as odorant receptor 4-like. Gene Ontology annotation, cellular component: plasma membrane. The coding region runs from base 179 to 1342 and encodes 387 amino acids. Gene Ontology annotation, molecular function: olfactory receptor activity; odorant binding. The record is from RefSeq and is a predicted model, not a curated record. Gene Ontology annotation, biological process: detection of chemical stimulus involved in sensory perception of smell; sensory perception of smell. Lineage: Eukaryota; Metazoa; Arthropoda; Insecta; Hymenoptera; Formicidae. The transcript has 6 exons.
CCAACACAUCAGUAUCCGAAGUGUACGCGUGCACUUAUGGCCGAUCGUUUUUAAUCAGAAAACGUCCGAACUUCUUCUUUUCCGAGAAAAACGUGACGGAACUGCAAAUCACAUCGGAGAUUCUGUUUUACGUGAUUGUAACAAUUGUCGAAAUCAAUCGAAAAAAAAACUCAGAGAGAUGAGAAUGAUACUCGCGAGCACCAUCGGCGGUCCGAUGGUGCUCACUUUGCGGCUAAUAGGCGUUUGGCCAGAUUCCUCGUGUAAAUUUCUGCAACGCGUCGCUUGGACGAUGACGAUGGUUACCUCGCAACUGUUUCAAUACUGGUACCUCUUCACUCAUAUUGGUUCCGACACUCUGGAAGAUCUCAUGAAUUCGAUGAGUCUGUGCUUGUCGAACAGUCUGUUGUUUCUGAAAAUGAGUAUUCUUUGGAUAAACGGCCGUAUUUUUUACAACAUGUUGACAACAAUGGUCGAGGAUUGGGACGAAUGCACGACCGCUUUGAAGACGCGGAUGAUGACGAACAAAGCGGUUUUGUCUCGUCGGUUUUCAAAAUAUACCAUCGGUGUGUACACAGGAUGUUUAGUUUUUUUCUGGACGAGCGGUAUCUUGUCCCAGAGAAGUGCGGAACUGUCUGUCGAGACGGGAAGGCAACUUAUUGUCAGAAUGGAACUGCCGUUCGAGUACAACGCGUCGCCGCUUUUCGAAAUUGUUCAGAUCGUGCAAUUUCUUCUGCAAUUCACGUGCGCGCUCUUGGCGGGAAUGUUAAACGCUCUCAUUGUAACGUUAAUACUCCACAUUGCCGGCCAAAUCGACAUAAUGUGUUACGAGUUAAUGGAAAUUCCAGCGGUCGCGGACAAACGCGACUUGUCGCGCAUAGUCGCGCUGAGAGCUGUUGUCAACAGACAUCAGAGGAUCAUCGCUUUCGCCGACAGUGUCGAAGAUGUAUUUUGCUACAUGGCUCUGGUGCAAUUUUUUUCAAACACAGCUGUUAUUUGCUUCCUCGGAUUCGUGAUUGUAACUUUACUUGGUACCGACGAAGGGAAUGUCGUGCUGGUGAAAGUCAUCCCUUAUUACGCCGUUGUGAACCUGGAAGCAUUUGUAAUUUGUUUCACCGGAGAAUAUUUAAAUUCAAAGAGCAAGUCCAUAACUCAGGCAGCGUACGAUUCACUUUGGUAUGAAUUGGAACCUACCGAGAGUAGACUUUUGUUAUUGUUACUAGUAAAAUCUCAGAGGCAGUUGUCGAUCACAAUUGGAAAAUUCAUGGAUUUAUCCUUAGAAAGUUUUACAGGCAUUCUCAAGACUUCUGCGUCUUACAUGUCGGUGCUGCAUGCUAUGUAUUGAAACGAGUGAUACCGUAAAACUGUUAUAAACAUAUUGUUUAAUUAUUAUUAUUUGUUUUACGAAGUAAAUGCCUCA